CCUGUACCCAACUGAAUUGUGCUUAGACCUUUAAUCUUGAAUCAGUUCCUUAAUAACAUUUCUACUUUCUGUAGUGAUGUAUUUUAUUAACUUUGACGUACCUAUAUUAUAUAUCGUCUACAAUAGAAAGUAAAUAAGAUUAGCAUAAUUUCUACAUUUAGAAUUUGUUAUUUUAAUUUUCAAUUAUGUGGUACUGACUGUUGUUUCUGUUUAUAAAAUACUAUACAAUCCCAAUCAAAUCACUGACACUAAUCUAAAAGUAAACGCCCACAAGUGUCUUUAAUACUAAAAACAACAAAGACUAAAAUUAUUGUCAUAUAUUUUUUAAAUAAAUCUUUUAAUUAGAAUGAGUAUUUUAAAAAAGAGGUUAAAUAAAUAUGAUGAGAUGCUUAAGGCUGACAAUAUUGACAUUCCCAAUCUCAGGAAAUUGUGCUUUCAUGGAAUACCAGAUGAAGGGGGCAUACGGUCUUUAUGUUGGAAGCUGUUAUUAAAUUAUCUUCCUACUACAAGAGCUAGUUGGUCAGAAACUUUGACUCGAAAAAGGGAAUUAUAUCGCACUUUUAUAGAGGAUCUUAUUGUAACUCCAGGAGAAUCAAAUGUCGAUGGAGAUAGAGUUGAUGUCACAUUAUGUGACCAUCCCCUAAAUUUAAAUCCAGAUAGUAAAUGGCAAACGUACUUUAAAGACAAUGAAAUUUUACUCCAAAUAGACAAAGAUGUCAGGAGGCUGUGCCCAGACAUAUCAUUUUUUCAACAAGGAACGGAAUUCCCCUGUAAGGUAAUAGUGGCUGGUAAUGGACAAAAACGUUUACAUCGUCGAGUACAACACACUGUUUUACGAAGUGCAAAUGUUGAAAGAAAAGGAUUAGGUGUAACUAAGAUUGCAGUUUCUGUAAGAAAAGCGAUAGAAGACUAUGCACCUCUACCGGAAGGAAGCGAGGCUCAUUGGGAAGUUCUGGAAAGAAUACUAUUUUUGUAUGCAAAAUUAAAUCCCGGCCAAGGCUAUGUUCAAGGAAUGAAUGAAAUUUUAGGCCCUAUUUAUCAUGCAUUUGCCUGUGAUCCUUGUAUUAGUUGGAAAGAAUACGCGGAAGCGGAUACAUUCUUCUGUUUUACAAAUUUAAUGGCAGAGAUACGAGAUUUUUUUAUAAAGACUUUGGAUGAAGCUGAAUUUGGAAUUAACUCGAUGAUGAUUAAAUUAACUCAACAUGUGAAAGAUAAUGAUCGUGAAAUUUGGCAGCGAUUAAAUCAACAAGAACUCUGCCCGCAAUAUUAUAGUUUUAGGUGGCUCACAUUACUUUUAUCACAAGAAUUUCCGUUACCUGAUGUUAUGCGAAUAUGGGAUUCCUUAUUUGCUGAUGAACACCGAUUCGAUUUUCUAAUUCAUAUUUGUUGCGCUAUGAUCAUGUUAUUGAGAGAUCAACUGUUAGUUAGUGAUUUUGCAGCAAAUGUCAAACUUCUGCAGAAUUUUCCAUCAAUGGACAUUCAGAUUGUUUUAUGCAAAGCUGCUGCUCUUGCAGGAAUAUCACUCGAUGCGUACUGAAAAAAGUGAAAUUUCUUCCGGAAAUCAGGGACUGAGAUUGUUAUUAUUAUUUGAGCAAUUUAAUUUUUACUUAUUACUAUAUGUAUACAACAGUUAUAGUUUUGUAAGAAAAACAUAUAUAUAUAGAAAGAGAGAGAAAAUUAUUCAAUAUAUUAUAAUUUUGUCAAUGAAGACAUUACUUUAAUUCUCGAUAAUGAAUAAAAAAUGGCCUAUUUUAAUUUCUUAACUGCACAUUUUCGCAGAAAAACAGUUAAUUGCAGAUCUGAUUGUUAUAUAAGUGUACCCGAUUUAUCAGAGUACUUUAAAAAUAAUGAAAAACUAUUUUACUACAUAAUAUAUCAAUUCAUAUAUUCUAUUUGACAAUAAGUGACAUUAAUAAAAUGUAAAUAAUAUAUUUUUAAAGGUAAAAACAAUUGAACACAUACACUACCGUUCACAAGUAUGGGAAAGUUUACGCGCGGGUGGAUUGAAAAAUAUGCCAUAUAUUUUUCGGUCACGUUUCUGCAAUAAAAGAGGAUAGAAAAAAAUUUUAAAACACAUAUCUGUCUUUAACUAAAAAACAAGUUGAUCUCCGAUGCACAGUGGGGCAGAACUCUGAAAACGUCCCGAAAACUCUAAAAUUAAAUUAUUUUUUAAAAGUAUUUGAUGUUCAUAGCAUUAUUCUCUGACCUUUUCUGAGUUAAAAGCACAUUUUAUAGAUAUCUAAAAAAAAAUCUUAUCCUUCUAAAGUUUGUUGAAAUCUAGCUUCCGCAUUUAAAAAAAGUAGCAAAUUAGAAUGAAAAAUACAUCGCCCUCGUAAAAAUAUUAUAUAAAGCUCAAAUUUUAUUAUUUUUCAAUUUUCUAAAUUGGAGUCGUCUCUUGGAAAGUACUGGAAUACAUUUGCAUAAUUUAAAAUUAAUGAUAUCCAUAAUUAAAAAACCUAUUUUACUAAGAAAUACAUGAAAAUGUUUAAAAAAUCAAGUAUAAACUUUUUAAAAAAUAAUUACUCCAAUUAAAUUACAUAAACCUCUAUUGGAUUUUAUAUUCUAUUCAACUAAUAUUUCAGUUAUUAAUACUUAAAAAGUUUUUUGGUCGUUGAUUAUAAAUUUGAAGUCAGAUUUAUGAAAAUUCUAAAUGGUGGAUCUAAUAUGGCGGCCAAAAAUUGUAAAAAUUCAAUUAUUUUUAACAAAUCUUGGAAUAAGGCGGUUUUUUACGUCACUAAUUACUAUUCUACAAUAAAACCGAUGGAAGCUUGCAAUGCCAACUUGAAAAAAUUUGCAAAUGCGCAAUUAAAUUCUAAAACACCUAUGCCUGCGCCUGCGCAUUAAGUUUAUAUUCUUCGGAUAUGACGAUCAAUGUAUUUUGAAAAAUAAAUCGUAUAUAUCAAAUAUUUAUUUAAAAAUCAUAAUUACUCUUCCGUCUUCCAAUAAGUUUAAUUAAAAAAUUGCAAAACUUUUUAAAUAAAAUUAUAUAUUUUAUUUAUUAUUACAUUAAUAAUAAUUAUUUAACGAAAUUGGUUACUUUUUUAAAUAAAAUAUUCGAAAAUGUUUUCAACGAUUUUGACUAAUCAGGCGUCUUCAUAAAAUAAUAACAAAUUUUUUGGUAAUGGUGUCACCUGAAGUAACAUUCAAAUUCGUAAUCAGCGCUCCCAAAAACAUAUAGUUACCAAGUUUUGUAUAAAUCGAAGAAUGUUUUUUAAGUUUUCAGCACGUUUACGGUUACGGUUACGAUUUUGAAUCUUUGAAAUUUUGUUUAUUUGGGGUAUAAAGAUUCAAAAUAUUCCAGAGUUUUUUUCGGCAUCAGAGACCAACUUUUUGUUCGUUAUAGACAGGUGUGAAUAGUUGAAAAGCUUAUUAAAUUCUGUGUAAAAUAAACCAAAUUUAUACUUUUAAAAUAAACUUUAGAAAUUGAAUCCGUUAUUGACUUAUAAUUUAAAUUUCUUUUGUAUUUUUUUUAUUGCAGACAUGAAUUGAUCGAAAAAGUGAUGGCAUUCUUCUUAAUCGAGCUGCGAGUAAGUGUUCCCAUACUCGUAGUCGGUAGUAUAUGUAUAUAAUAACGUCCUUUGAAAGAACGAUUCUAAGAAGCAAAUGAAGUAUAGGUUAUGUUUACGAUAGUUUUGCUUUGAUUAAAAAUCCCUUUUUAUUUAUGUGAAAGCAAAAUGAGUUUCUGUUUAAUACUUUAUAUUCAAUGAAGAAUUAAAUAUCAGUGGUUUGUAUUGAGAGUUUCUAGAACAUAACCUUUAACUUUUUUGCUUCUUAGGUCAUUUCCUUUAUAGUGCGUCGUAAGUAAAUAGAAAAAUUUGGCAUUAAGCUAAAUUCCUAGGCAGUAAAAUAACAAAAAACUAAUUCUUGAUUCUGUCUGAGUUAGCAGUGACUCACUGUUGAUUUGCUGUGACCUCUGCUGUUUUUUAUGCUUAAAUUUGGUUAAAUAAGAGUUAUGUUACAUAUAACUUCUGUUGAAUGUGAAUUCAGUAAAAUGAAAAUACUUUGAAGUAAAUAUUUCGACAAGCAGUAAUUCGAUUAAAGAAGAAUUCUGUUAAUAAAUAAAAAUUCUAUUGCAUAAAAAUUCAGGUAAAUAAAAAUGGUUUUGUAUAAAAAUUCGGUUGAAAAUAAAAUUCUCUUAAAUAGAAAUCCAAUAAAUUUUAAUUCAAUACCGCAAAAAUUCUUAUAAGUUCAAUGUGGGGAAUAUUCAUGCGUUCCGUAAAAUAUUUCUACACGGAGAGAAAUUUUUUGAAAAAAUUACCGUGCUGCCAACUGAAAGGGAAUGCAAAGUACAUUGCAUCAGUUUUUUACUUUGCAUUAUCUUUCAGGAGGUAACAUUGCAAUUUUUCCAAGAAAUUCGUAAUUAGUAAAAUGUAUUUACAAUUGAUUAAUUUAAAUGCCGAAUCUGCAGUUGUCACUAAUCUUACUGCCUAGAAAUAAAGCUUAAUGCCGUAUUCUUCUCUUUGCCUACUAUAUACACAUAUUGUAAAAAAAUAGACUUUUUUCUAUUUUUAUAUUACAAUUUAUUGUAUGAAAUUAAAAUUUUUUUAAAACAUACAAUAAAUGUUUGUUUAUAAUAAAGUCAUAGCAAAACAUCA
This is a messenger RNA of Leptopilina boulardi, 4595 nucleotides long. RefSeq names its product TBC1 domain family member 13. Gene Ontology annotation, biological process: activation of GTPase activity; intracellular protein transport. The transcript has 10 exons. The record is from RefSeq and is a predicted model, not a curated record. The coding region runs from base 347 to 1537 and encodes 396 amino acids. Gene Ontology annotation, molecular function: GTPase activator activity. NCBI's taxonomy places the organism in Eukaryota, Metazoa, Arthropoda, Insecta, Hymenoptera, Figitidae.